This is a messenger RNA of Labrus bergylta (ballan wrasse), 3339 nucleotides long. RefSeq lists its product as uncharacterized. Gene Ontology annotation, molecular function: GTP binding; protein binding. The record is from RefSeq and is a predicted model, not a curated record. Lineage: Eukaryota; Metazoa; Chordata; Actinopteri; Labriformes; Labridae.
AUGGAGGUGGCGGCUCUCGGUCGGCCUUUCAGACUCGGGAUGUUGUACGACUGCCGCAGUGACUUACUCGUGCCUGGAAUGACCCUGUGGGACUGUGAUGACCUGAUGAAGCAUGUUGGAAAUCAAUCACAAAACUGUAAUGAAUUUGAGAUAGUUGCCUCUGAAUCAAUUGAGGAUAAAUCCUCUGCACUCGGUGUUGAAGCAUCACUGAAAGCAAGUCUCCUGGGUGGACUUGUACAGGUAAAUGGAUCAGCGAAAUACCUGAACGACAGUAAGACUUCCAAAAACCAAGCCAGAGUAACACUGAAGUACAAAGCAACUACAAAGUUCCAGGAACUAUCAAUGAAUCAUCUUGGAACAAAAAAUGUGAAACAUCCUUAUGUUUUUGACAAAGGAAUAACAACACAUGUAGUCACAGCGAUUCUUUAUGGGGCACAAGCCUUCUUCGUCUUUGACCAAGAGGUUUCUCAAAAAGAAGAUCAACAAGACAUUGAGGGCAACUUGAAGUUAGACAUCAAGAAAAUACCUUCCCUUUCUAUAGAGGGUGAUGGUUCACUGAAAAUGGAGGAAAAGGAAAAAGUUAGUGUUGAGAAGCUCUCCUGUAGUUUCUUUGGAGACUUUUCCCUUCAGAAAAUGCCAACAUCGUUUCAGGAAGCAGUGCAAGUCUACCAAAGUCUGCCUAAACUGCUGGGAGCCAAUGGAGAAAACGUAGUACCAAUGAAGGUCUGGCUGCUGCCUCUGACAACUUUAGAUUCUUCUGCUGCUAAACUUGUACGUCAGAUAAGUGAAAGUUUAGUUCAAGACUCACAGAAUGUCCUGGAGGACCUCAAUGAGCUGGAAAUGAGGUGUAACGAUGCAUUGAGAACCACCACAGCAAAGCAGUUCCCACAGAUCAGCGAAAAGAUGAAAACUUUUCAAAGUAUGUGCUCUGGUUUCAAACUGGAAUUCCAACAAACAUUGGCAAAGAGACUUCCAUCUAUCCGGGGAGGAGGAGAAGAGGAGGCUGUGCUCGCAGAUGUCCUGAGGAAAAUACACUCUUCUCCAUUCAACAACAACAACCUGACUGAGUGGAUGGAUUGUAAAGAGAGAGAGAUCAACACAUUAUUGUCUUUAACAGACACGAUGAAGAACACAGAGGUUGUACCAUCUCAGAAUGACCUUUACAAAGAAAGUCUAAGAACAGAACAUGCUGUGUGUUUUGUUUUCACCUCAAUGGGAGUCGAUGAACCGUACCUCUCAGCUUUGUCAAACUACUUUAGACAAACACCAGAACCAGACAACCCUCAAGAUCCACAUACUCAGGAUGUAGAGAAGGAACAAUGGUAUGCUGGUAAGGAAGUAACAGACUCCAUGAGGAAAAAAGCAAAGCUCUUCAAUGACUUUGCAGAGGCCAACCAGGAGAACAAGAACGUUAAGUUCUUGUCAGUCGGAAUAACAAAUGAGACACAGAAAGGUUCGAGCAUCUACCUUUAUAAAGAGGGCUUUUCUGUCACUGAGAACUUUGAGCCGCCUUCAAAGCCUGAAACAGUCACAGUAAGAGACGUAAACCACAACAGUGUGACACUGAAGAUUGAUCCACCAAAGUUUGGAUCAGAGAGCAUCACCUCCUACUCUGUUGAGUACUGUGUCAGUGGAGAGGAAGGAUGGAAACAACAGAUGGCAUCAAAACCUGAAGAGGUCACAGUGGGUGAUCUGAGUCCAAACACAGAGUAUAAGAUCAGGUGCAGAGCAGUGACCUCUGUAGGUGUUGGACCAGCCAAUCAUGUCAGUGGUUCCAUUAAAACCUUACCCUGCAGCCCUCCUGGAAAACCUAAAGUUAUACCAAACUUAAGUGAGAUAUCAGUGAGCUGGAAGAAACCGGCUGAGCUUGGAAAAGGUGUCCACUACAUCGUGGAGUACGCUGAAACAAACAAGAGAACAGACAAAGAGGAGGAUCUCCAGUGGAAACAAAUGAUAACAGGAGCUGAGAAGAUGAUCAUUUCAGGGCUUCAGUCAGAGACAGAAUAUGUUGUCAGGGUCAGAUGUGAUUGUGGUGCAGCUGGCAGAAGCAAGGAGAGCAUUACUGUGAAAGUCUGCACAAUAAUCCUUCCUCUUGCAGAUAUACUCAAAAUGAAAAGCAAAAGGAUAAACUAUGCCUCACCCUCAGUUUACAAACUGCCUCUGGAAAAAGAAGAGAUGAACAUAGAUGGAUGUCGGAGGUUUAACUUUGGCAAAGAAAACACGAGACAGAAUCGCACAAUAAUGCUUGUGGGAGCGACCGGAUCAGGAAAGUCCACUCUGAUCAAUGCAAUGGUCAACUACAUUGUUGGAGUGAACUGGGAGGAUGAUUUCAGAUUUAAAUUAAUUGAAGAGGAUGAGUCCAGAUCCCAAGGUGAAAGUCAGACUUCUGAAGUCACUGUGUACAAAAUCAACCACCAGGAAGGCUUUAAAAUAGAUUACUCAGUGACCAUCAUUGACACUCCAGACUUUGGAGACACAAGAGGCAUAGAGAGAAACAGAGAGAUCACAGACCAGCUGAGGAAUCUCUUCUCUUCUCAGCGUGGUGUUAGUGAAAUUGAUGCUGUGUGUUUUGUUGCUCAGGCCUCUUUAGCUCGACUCACACCGUCUCAGAAAUAUGUGUUUGAUUCUGGGCUCUCAAUCUUUGGCAAAGACAUCGCAGAAAACAUCAGGGUUCUGGUGACGUUUGCUGAUGACCAGCCCCCACCUGUCCUGGAGGCGAUCAAGGUUGCAGACGUCCCGUGUCCUAAAACAGAAGACGGCCUGCUGAUUGACUUCAAAUUCAAUAAUUCAGCUUUGUUUGUGGAAAACAAGUCAUCUGCAAAAGGCAUGAGGGGAGGGGUGGGAAGCUUCAAUGAGGUGUUUUGGAACAUGGGGACAGAGAGCAUGAAGAGGUUAUUUGAUGCUUUAAAUCUCAUGCAAUCCAAAAUCUUGACACUGACAAAGGAGGUCCUCGGAGAAAGAUAUCAGCUUGAAAAGUUGCAGGAGCAGGUUAAAGUUGGGUUAGCCAAGCUCCAGGACAUAAAAAAGACAGAAGAAAAACUGAAGGAGUAUAACUCACUUGGUGAGGCAUGGAUUGGAAAACUGAAGGUUAAACAUGAUAAUGCGCAGGCUGAGGUGAAGGAACUAAUUUUUGGAUCUGCAAAGUGUCUAAACAGACUUAAAGAGAUCGCACUGAGGCCAGAUCCUCUCUCCUAUCCAGAGUACAUUGACAUGCUCAUUGAAGGAGAGAAAUCUGAGGCCAAACCAGGCUGGCACAAGCAAGUUCAGUCCCUGAUGAAAAUAAGAGAACAAGCAGAGAUCAUAGCCAAAGUAGGCAGAGGAGAGGCCCCCCACGUCUAG